AAUAAGAGCGUAAAAGAGAUUUGUAAUGUUGAAACAAAAAAUAUUUCUAAUAUAGUUGAAAAAAAUAUAAACGAAGUAGAAAAAAGUAGAACAAAAAAUAAACAAGAAAAAAAUGACGAAAAGAAAGAUAUGAGCACUAAAACUGAAAUUCAGUUAUCAGUAUCUAAGUCUAAAGAAGAAGAAAAAAACGAAAGUAAAGGUUAUAGUUCUUCAAAGGAUGAAGAUUCAGCUAAUCUGAAGUUGCAAAGCACAACCAAAAAGUUUAUGGAGAACAGAGAAGAUAAAAACAAAACUACUCCGAGAAAAAAAGAUGAUCAAAAUAAUAAAAAGGAUACUAUUAAAGACAGUCGGAAUGUAUCACAGCAGGUACAAGAAAGUACUAUAGGUAAUCAAAAAACUGAUAAGCCGACAGCUAAUGAAAUCUUAAUGUUGUCAAAGAAUACCAAGGGAUCUAAAGAAAAAGUUUCAACAAAUAUUUCUGUAGUGACGAGUGAACCACAUAGAGGUAGAAAAAUUGAGAUUAGUAUAGCUCAAUCACCUUCAAAAACUAGAAACCCUUCAGAAUCACCUAAAAGAGCAAAUACUCAGGUUAAAACAAGAGAACAAUUUAAAGAACCUGUUGAGAAAUUACAUAAAUCUGGACAGGAUGUACAAAAACCUACUUUUGGAGAAUCAUUUCAAAAGUCACCUAGUAGGGAACAAUUAAGUAAGUCCAGAUCUUCUUCUAUGAGUAGUGAAGAAAAAUUUUCAGUUGGAAAACCAUCUCCAACGCAAAACCGAAAAGAAAUCCAAGGUAAAAAAGUGGAAUUGAAUAAAUCUCAACAAAAAACUGAACAAGGUAGAAAAGGGAUUAUUCCAAAGCAAACCACAAAACCCGUGUUCAAUCAACAUGAAUCACCAUCCCGAAUGAAAGUCGAAACAGAGAAUAAAGAUUCACGACGAUCGAAUUCGCAAACAACCAACACAAAGUUAUCAAUUGAAAACAGAGAUUUACGACGAUCAAAUUCACAAACAACCACCACAAGGAUAGAAACUGAUAAUAAGGAUUUACGUCGAUCGAAUUCUCAAACUACCAAUAAGAGAAUAGAAAAUGAGAAUAAAGAUUUACGACGAUCGAAUUCCCAAGCAAUCAACACAAGAAUAGAAACUGACAACAGAGAAUCACGACGAUCGAACUUUCAAAGUACCAAUACGAAAAUUGGAACUGAGAAUAAAGAUUUACGGCGAUCAAACUCCCAAAUCAAUAUAAAGUUAGAAACUGAUAAUAGAGAAACACGACAAUCCGAUUCCCAAACAACUAAUGUUAGGAUGGGAACUGAGAACAAAGAUUCAAGACGUUCAAAUUCUCAUACUAUGAAAAUGGAAACUUUAACUACUGCCGUUAAUAUUAAAACUGACAAAAUUUCUCUUCGAAAGUCAGAAAUAAAGGAGCCGAAUCCGUCAUCAACUAUAAAACCUACAUUAAAUAUUGAAAGCAGUACUUCAAAAAACAAAAAAUCAGCAAUACAAACUAAUAUUGAGGGAAGUGAUGAUAAAAAUGAGAUAAAACCUCACAUUAAAAUUCUAAAUAAAUUUUCAGAAAAAAAAUCUGAGUCUAAAAUUCUUCCAAUGCCAUAUGAAAAUCCGCAAACCAAUCAAAAAUCUGUUAGAGACACUUCAAGAGAGUCGCAUAAAACUCCUGUUCAAAAAAUAGAAAAUAAAACUGAUACUUUAAGUAAAACAGAACCAAAAGUAACACUUAAUGUUAAAAAAAAUCAAACUACUCCACAAAAAAUUGUAAUUAAGAAAUCAAGCUUGGAAUCCAUUGCAAAUAAAAUUGCUGAAACACAAGGAUCUGAAGAAGAAAAAGAAAUUAAAGAUCUUCAAUCCGAAAAAGAUGCAAGAGAAAAGAAAGAAUCAAAAACGGAGAAAGAAGAUCUAAAUAUUUCAGAAAAAAAUGAUAAUUCUUUUGAUAAAGAUAUUAAAAAAGGGACAUCAAAUCCGGUAUCUGAAGAUAAACUUGUUGAUAAUAAAGUAGAAGAAAUAAAUGCUAUAUCUAUUCCAGUAGUAACUAAAAUUAAAAGAGAUUUUAAUACUCGAAGUAUUAAGAAUUCAGACAAAGAAAUAGAAAGUGAAGAAACGAGCAAAGUCAAUACAUCGACAGCUAAUGCUACAAACACUAAAAGUAUUGAAAAGGAACCUUUAAUUAAUAAAAAUAAUGAAACAAACAAAGAAGAUGAAAUUGUGAAAGUUACAAAGGAUUUGAUGGGAUCUACAUUAUUGGUUUGUAGUGUUAAGCUAGCGAAAAAUUCAUUAGAGGAUAUUAAUAAAGCUACAGAUAAUGACAAAAAUGACAGUGUCAUCAAAGAAGACGGUGAUGAAAAAAUUGAAAAACAUGUAGAACAAUUAAAAGAUGAAAUUGACUUAAAAACCACAAAAACUGUAUCAUCAAAACUAGAAAAAGCUGAUAAUACUGAGGAUAUUGAAAAAAGUAAAUUAAAUUCAAGUAAUCCCACUGAAACAUCUGAUGGUGCAAAAACUAAAUUAAAAUCUGACAAAAUUGAUAAAAAUUUGAUGGAAAAUAAUGAAGAAGUUAAUAAGAAUAAUACUAAACCAAUAAGAGGAAUGAGAAAUUUAAGGGGCAAAGCGGACGUAAUUGUUAAUAUAUCUCCUAAAUUGAAAACAAAAAUAGAAAGUACCACUGAAACUUCACAAAUCAACACCAUGUUCAGUCCAAAAACCUUGAACGAAGAGCAUAGUCGCAAACACAGAGAACAAGAAGGUAUGGAUAAGUCAAACAUAAUUGAAGGAAUUGAUCCUUCACGACGGUCCUUGCGGAAACGUGGAACGGAUUCGCCUAUGGAAUUAACUGAUGCAAGAAAAAUAUUUAAAGAGCCCACAAAUGCAGAUCUUGGAAGAAAAGAUUUAAAUGUGCGUAUAGAUUCUCCAGCACCUAUGAAGCGCUCUGCAGCUUUAAUGGAUAGUAUUGCAACAAAAAUUUCAGGUAAUGAAGACCAACAUCCAGUAAAGCGUCAAAAACUUGGUAUUCGUCGUGAAAUCCGCGGUAAAAGCAAGGACUUUCAUUCGAAAACGAUUACAGCAGAAGAGAUUGAAAUGGUUCCAUCAUCUACAGUAAGUGAGUUGUUAUCAUGCAAUAAAACAACUGAAAGAAAUUCUGAUACAACAUAUGUAAGAGAAACUAGAUCUAGUAGUUCAUUGUCUAUAGUUGACGCUAAUUUGUCAGAAUCAAAGGAUAAGGAUUCGUCUGCGGAUAUAGCAAAAAAUAUAAAAAGUCCUUUGGAAAGCUCGAAAAAGAUAUGCCCAGAAAUUGAAACAAGUGACACAAUAUUUUCUCGCAAUUCUAAUGAAGAAGUAGUGCCUAGGAAAUUAACGAGAUCACAAGCAGCGUCAAUAGUUGAAGAAGACAAAUCUUUAAAUUUUAACAUGCUAACCGAAAACAUACUGAAAGUUGGUUUAGAGGAUUUGGAUAAUUGCAAACAAGACAUCUCAAAUAAAAAGAAUUUACGAUCUAAAAUAAUAACUAUAGAUGUAGUUAAAUCGUUGGAAGACCGAACAUUAAAUUAUGUUGAUGAAGAUACUUCAACUGCAUCGGAAACUUCCAUUAAUCCAAAGAAUAUUGAUUAUUUAGUCCAAGGUAAUGAAGAAGCAAAAUCUGUUAAUUAUGGUGAAAAUUCAGAAAAAAUUUCAAAAAUGAACCAUUUAGAUACAAACGAAGCUAAUGUUUCAACAGAAAAAUUACAAUCAGUAGUAGCAGAAGAAGCUUUAGGUAGUACCAGCGAAAGAAUAGAAAUUUGUGUAGAAGGAGAUAGAAAAGAAAAAGUUGAUUCUAGCAAAGUUUCAACUAUUAAAAUAUUUUCUGAUUUUGAAAAACCUAAACGUAUUAAAGAAAUCGACAUUCUUCGCGCUUCUAUGCCAUUAGAAAUGAGAGAAAGUGGUUUUGAAAAUAUGUAUAGCGAAGGAAAGUUAAGAACAAAGAGCUCAUUAUCAGUAGUGUCACCUGUCCCAAAUGAAAGAACUAGAAUUAUUAAAAGUCGCAUAAUACCAGAAAGGCCUGCAUCAUGUGUUUCUCAAAUAAAAACCAAAUCUGCAAAACAUAAAAAGCAAAGUCAACAUGAUAUCUCUAAACCGAAGCAAUUAAAGAAGCUACGUGUUCGAAUCAAUCGUAGUAUAGUGGAUAAAUAUUUAAAGACUAUAAAUAAUACUAUCGAAAUCACCAAUAAACUGGAAGUAAUUGCAAACACUUCAUCUACCAUUAGAUCCAGAUCGAGACAUCUAGAACGAGAUGCGAAAGGACAUUUUUCAAAAUCUGUCUUACCAAAAACUGUUUUACCAAAAACAGUUUUACCAAAAACUGUUUUACCAAAAACUGUUUUACCGAAAACUAAAACUACGAGUGAAGCAAAAACAGAACUUGCUAAUUCAGCUGGUACCUCAUUUGUUUCAAAGGCUGUUGAAGCGGCUGCAGCUUCAAAGGAGGUAAUAGAUAGGAGAGCAGAAAAAACGCCAUUGGUGCGAUUAUCACAAUUAAAUACACAUUUGCGUACAAGGAUUUCUGAAGUGUCGAAGGGAGUACUUUCCUUUCAACAACAGCAACCUCAGUUGCCAGACUUUAAUACACCAACAUCCAGUCAUCAACCAGAAGAUGUUAAUAAACGUGUUAAAACGGAUGACGAAGACGGUAAUCUUUUAACACCAUUAAAAGCAACUGCUUUCACUACUCUACGUAAGCAGGUAACUGAUGAAGAAACGAAAUCAUUACAACAGCAGUUACCUAAACGCGUUUCGACACUACAGGCACAGAAUAAAGAUAAACCUAAAAAUAAAUUGGAUAAAAACGUUUCGACACCAGCAUUACCAACGCAAUCACCAGUGUUAGCGUCACUAAUAAAUGCCAAAUCAACUUUGCCAAGCUCAGUAUUAACUGAGCCAAACAAAGAGUUCACUGCAAGAAUUAAUGCUUCUACUUCUGCAACAUUGAAUAUAAGAACUCCAAAUACUACAAGCCCCAAAGUUUUACCAUUUAUAGAACCAAAACAAGAAAUUGAAGAAUAUAGUUCAAGUGCUUAUAAUAUAAAUUCAACUCCGACAAGUAUUUUACCCUCUACAGCAUCAAGUAUUUUACCUUCGAGUCACCAAUCGACGCAAUCUCCCGUUGCUACACUACCAACUACAACUGGUAUAUCUCCUACUAUUGUCGACGCGAAUGGUACGCGUCUUUAUUCGUUCUUACAUCCCGCAAAAUAUAAUCGAGGUUAUGGUGGUGUAUUAUUAGAUUAUUGUUGUCCUAAUUUGGAUGGCCCAAUGCCAGCAAUUGACCCAACACGUAUACAUGCUAGGACACAAGCAGUUGUGCGAGAACUACCUGCUUAUAUUGUGAUGACUACUAAAUUGAUAACACGUGCUGAUUUAGAAACUGAUAAGAACUCAAUUCCGGCUUCAAUAAGGCACAAGGUAGAAAUGCUUACUGCUAGUUCUAGCACACCAGCCACUUCAACACAAGGCCCGCCUGCUUUACAACCAUUACAACCAUCUCAUUUAUCAUCUACAAUUAAUGCUUUGCAAAGACAAUUACCAUCGACAACAACACUAACGCCCAAAAAUAUUAAAUCUCUUCAAUCGGCAAAUAUAGCUGAUACACCCCCAUCUCCUGCAACUACCAGCAAUUUAAAAACUCCAGUUUCUUUACCCGAAUAUCAGCGCUCACUAUUACGUUCAAGUGUACAACGUUUUGAUUUAACCUUAACAAAAUUGAUCCAACUUAAUUUAUCAAAAAUGUCCUUUAGCGAACGGCAACGCGUUGUUGAUAGUUUAUCAAAUUUAAACAAAUUCAGUUCAAAAGAUAUUGAUUGUGCUGUCCGCCUCAUGGAAGAAUAUAUGUUGACAUUAAACACUCCACCACCAAUUAUUCCAUCUAUUCAACCUACAACAUCUUUAACUGCUGUGAAAACAAGCACACCACAGCAAAAAGAGAUUGUAAACGAUAUGGCUAGAAAGGCGAAAGCACCACGUCCCCAACAGCAAAGAAAAAUGCCAGUACAAAAACAACAACCUCAAAAGGAACAACAUAAAAACAAUGAACAGUACUUGCCUAUACUUGAUGCUGAUCAAAAUAUAAUAGGCUUCAAAUAUCAAGAUGUAUCUUCAACUUCCCAAGUAACGAAACCUACAAUGUCAACACGUGUUGAGCCUUCAUCAACAGUUCCAGAUUUAAGAUCCUCAACCAUAAAGAAUUUAUUAAAAAAAUCAAAUGCAACAACUAAAAAUUUGAAACUGCCCGCUCAAGAAUCGCCACGUAUUUUUUAUGCUAAACCGCCUUUACAGUCCUCUACUCCGAUUCCAUCUAAAUCAACUAAUACAUCUUUAUCCUUAAGAAGUAAUCAACGGAGUUGCUUACCUUAUCGUCAGUUUAAUACGCCACCAACGGCAACCACAGUGACAGGACCACCACCACCGAAACGUCCAGCGAUAUCAGCUGCUCCAAUAUCUUCUCUUAUUAGUGGUACGCCUUUUGGAUCACUCUCGGUAACAUCUCCAACUAUGACACAAACAACAACAAUAGCUUCGAAGUCAGUGAUAUUAGAAGCAACGCCAAAACGUACUACACGAACUGCGGCUGCUGCUGCAGCUUCAACUACGAAAGUAAUUAUAAUCACUAGCGAUCAACAAGCAGAUGAAUGUAUACUACCAGAUGAUACAAGGAGUACUGCGAUCAAAAGUGAAAAUAUUGAUGAAGAUUUCAUUGGUGGAAAUUAGUUUUUAAAAUAUGAUUAUUAUUAUUAUAAAUUAAUAACAAUUUAAUGCAUCUUUAUUUAAUGACUUUGUUAAGCAACAUAAGUUUUACUUAUUUAUACGAGAAGUAAGAGUAAAACUUUAUAUUAUAUAUAUAUAUAUAA
This is a messenger RNA of Teleopsis dalmanni, 6893 nucleotides long. RefSeq names its product titin homolog. NCBI's taxonomy places the organism in Eukaryota, Metazoa, Arthropoda, Insecta, Diptera, Diopsidae. The record is from RefSeq and is a predicted model, not a curated record.